GAAUCGAUUCGACAAGAUGAAGUCGUUCACGGCGAUCGCAGUUGUUACGGUGGCUCUGCUGGCCGCUCUGGGCGGCCAGGCCAAGCACCUGGACUCCAAGGUGGCGGACAAGGACUUCCUGGUGAAGCAGCAGUUCGUCUUCCAGAUCGUGCAGCACCUCUACCAGGACGACGUCUACACCCAUCCCUUCGCCGCCAGCUUUGUGGAGUACAAGCCGUGGGAGCACGUGGCCGACUAUGUGCACCCGGAGAAGCUGGAGCACUUCUUCGAGCUGUGGCAGCACCAGCCCUUCGGCGACGACAAGCCCUGGACGGUGAUGUACGAGAAGCACGAGGAGUAUGUGGUGGGUCUGGUGCGUCUCUUCUACUUCGCCAAGAACUGGGAGACCUUCCAGCACGCCGUCUUCUGGGCCCGUCAGCACGUGAACAAGCAGCUCUUCGUCUACGCCUUCACCAUUGCCAGCCUGUUCCGCGACGACAUGCAGGGCGUGGUCCUGCCGGCGCACUACGAGAUCCACCCCUGGAGCUUCUUCGACAGCCAGGCCCUGGAAUGGGCCGAGCACUACAAGAUGCACGGCUUCCACCAUGUCAAACAGAUGGACAACAUCCACAACGUGGUCAUCCGGGCCAACUACUCCAAUGCCCAUGGCUCACUGAACUACGAUCACGAUCUGGCCUACUACCUGGAGGAUGUGGGCUUCAAUGCCUUCUACUACUACUUCAACCUGGACUACCCCUUCUGGACCAAGGGCGGCGACGAGCAUGUCCUCAACAAGGAUCGCCGUGGUGAGCUCUACCUGUACGUCCACUGGCAGCUGCUGGCCCGUUGGUACCUGGAGCGCCUGUCCCACGAUCUCGGCGAGGUGCCCGCCUUCAACAUGUACGUGCCCGCCGAGUCCGGCUAUGCCAGCAACCUGCGCACCUACUACGGCGUGCCCCAGUGGCACCGCGAGAACCACCACAGCUUCUACCACGGCCACAACUACGAGACCAUCGAGCACGUGGAGAUGUACACGCAGCGCGUGAUGGACUGGAUCCACAAGAACGAGAAGUUCGACCAGGAGGCCAUCAACACGCUGGGCAACAUCAUCCAGGGCAACGCGGACAGUGUGGACAAGAAGUUCUACGGCAGCCUGGACAAGCUGUACCGCUUCAUCGUGAACGAGGGACACCACUACGGCAAUGGCGAGGAGAGCUUCCCCGGCCUGUUCAUGCACUACGACACCUCCAUGCGGGAUCCCAUCUUCUACGAGGUGUACAAGACCCUGGUGGGCCACUACUGGCAUCUGAUGGAGACCUAUCCGGAGUACCAGAAGAAGGACUACCUGUACGAGGGCGUCCAGAUCGAUGCCGUCCACAUGCCCGAGAGCCUGACCACCUACUUCGAGUACUUCGACUCGGACAUCAGCAACGCCGUCAACGUGGAGCCCCCGCAGGAGGGUGCCACCGAUGCCCUGUACACCUUCGGCCGGAACUCGCACUACAAGGGAACCAGCUAUGUGAUCAAGGCCCGCCAGCAGCGCCUCAACCACAAGCCCUUCGAGUUCACCCUGGACGUGACCGCCGACAAGGCGCAGGAGGCCGUGGUCAAGGUCUUCAUCGGACCCAAGUACGAUGAGCACGGACACGAGAUCCCGCUGGAGCACAACUACCAGAACUUCUUCGAGCUGGAGCACUUCAAGGUGCACCUGGAGGCGGGCGUUAACCACAUCAAGCGGGCCAGCGGUGACUUCUCCUUCUGGGUGAACGACCGCACCACCUACCUGGAGCUCUACCAGAAGCUGAUGGACGCCUCCAACAGCGACUACAAGUUCAAGCUCGACCAGUCGGAGGCCCACUGCGGCGUGCCCAACAGGAUGAUGCUGCCGCGCGGCAAGAAGGGCGGCCAGGUGUUCCAGUUCUUCUACAUGGUGUACCCCUACCACCAGCCCGAGGUGGCCCAGUUCACCGGCUACGAUCCCGUGGUCAGCUGCGGCGUGGGUCACGGCUCCCGCUACGUGGACGCCCUGCCCUUCGGAUUCCCCUUCAACCGACCCGUGAAGCACGACUACUACUUCGAUGUGCACAACUUCAAGUUCGUCGACGUCAAGAUCUUCCACCGCGACGAGCACACCAACGUGGUCUAGACCCCAGACCCCAGGCCCCAAGAUCACGAAAGCUACGAAUACGAUCACCGACGAACCAACGAUAUCGAUUCCCUAUAUAGUAUGCUAUCUCUUAUCUCAUCCACUUCCCCCAUAGCAGCCGUAAUUUAACUCAGUUUCCCUUAGCUUGUCGGUCACCUUGUGACCAUUCAACAAUAAACGAAUCUAAACUACAA
This is a messenger RNA of Drosophila biarmipes, 2319 nucleotides long. RefSeq names its product larval serum protein 2 (gene Lsp2). The record is from RefSeq and is a predicted model, not a curated record. Bases 17 to 2125 code for a protein of 702 amino acids. Lineage: Eukaryota; Metazoa; Arthropoda; Insecta; Diptera; Drosophilidae. The transcript has a single exon.